UUAUGGUAAUUUCUUCACGCACCACUGACGCACAUCCAAAGACCCGCUGAAAUUCAAAGUGUAGUUUGAAAGGCUUCAAAUAAACAAAGUCGUUUGAAUCUUCUCCGCAGUUUAUGCCCAGUCGUGACUUGUUUGCUUGACCUAAACGGACACUUCUGUUGAGGAAGAUCAUGGAUGGGGAAUUUCGAAGUGGGUUGUCGACAGCUUUGAAGAGACAUAGAGACCCUUUGUCUGACACAGAGGACAAUGUCCACUCAUCGUCGUCUGAGGUCAAUGAUGUUCAGAAGAGGCUUCGCCUGGAGGUGUUGGGCGAGGAGAACGUCAGCCCUACCAAGAGGUCUUCAUCUAGAGACCGCCUCCGCUGUGCAGAGCUGGUGAAGCCAGACACCCCUGCUCUCUGCUCUGUCCGCUCCAGAGUACAGCAACUAACUCAGGGAGGGCAUGUGCUGGCUCAGAGAUGCCUCUCUGAUCCAGGAUCUGGGGUACCAUCCAUUAAAUUCCAGGAUGGAUUCAAAGAGCACCAUCUUAUUGGUGAGGCAGAAUUCAGUUUGCGGGUGGAGCGGUUUAGAUCCCCCACCACUCCUCAGGCCAGCCCCCUGCCAGCCAACCGGUGUCCCCGUACCCUCUCCAACGCCGUUACCAACUUACAACUGAAACUUGAGGCCAGCGACACGCCCAGCUCCAAACAAGCCUCCCGCAUACGCCAGGAGAGGGAGGAGGAGCUGCGUCUCCUAAGGGCCCAGCCAAUCACAGAGAAUGUCUUCCUAAAGCGAAGCUUCUCUGAUUCCUCACUGACUGAGAGGGCGACCCCACCCGUCUCCUCAUUCUCCCCUUGGAUGAUGGUUAGACGUAGCAGGAGACUGCAGUGGCCACCGUUCCAACCAUGGAAUCAGGCAGACCUCAAUGUGACUGGUGAUGAACCUUUUGGGGUGAAGGACGGCAGCUUCACCGAGACGCCUGUCUUCGCUAAGGUCCGUGGAGUGGAGCCUCCAAUUCAAGACACCGGUGAGGUGGCAGAGUCCUCAGUUCAUAUGGAUGUCCCACCACAAGAGGUGGAGGAGACACACAUGGCUGAGGAGCAGGCAAAGGCGGAGUGCACUAUGGACAUUUGUCAGGGAAAUUCUCUGCCAGAUAAACAACAUGAGGCAGCAGAGGGUCCUGUAGUGAAAGAGCAGGGCAAGGCAGUCUCUCCUGCUAGUGACAAGCAGGAGGAAAGGGGUUCAGUCCUUAGUGAGAAGCAGAGGGUGGUGAAGUUCUAUGUAAGUGAAGAGUCAGAUGAUGAGACCCAUUCCUUUUUAGAUGGUAAGCCUGUGGCAAUGGAGUCAAAAGGAGAUGGUGAGGAGCAGGGGGAGUUGGGUUCUUCUGUAGUUGAGGAGCAGGUAGGGUCCCUACUAGAGAAGGAGAUGAGGUCUUCUGUAGUUGAAGAGGUGGGGUCCUUUGUAGAUGAGGAGCAGGAGGAAGUGGGGUCCCCGCAAGACGACGAGAACAGGGAGAUGGGGUCUUCUGUAGUUGAGGAAGAGGUGGGAUCCCCUGUAGGUGAGAAGGACAAGGAGGUGGGGUCCCCAGUUGAAGAGAAGGUUGUGUCCCUGUUAGGUGAGGAGCAGGAGAAGAUGGGGUCCCCACUAGAGGGGGAGGUUGGGGACCCAUUAGGUGAGGAGGUGGAGUCUUCUGGAGUUGAAGAGCAAGGGAAGGCAGAAAGUAUUUUAGAUGACGUCCAGGGUGAGGAGUCUGUUCUAGGUGAAGACCAGGGUGAGGUGGGUUCUCCUUUGGGUCCAGAGCAGGGAGAGGCAGGAGAGGCCGCAAACGCAUCUGCUGUGUCAGACAGAGAACAGGGAGACUCUGAGCUGCUUACAGAUGAGGAACAGCCUGAUGAACCACAGUCAGAGGCCAGAGGGUUAAAGAAAGUCACCUUUAUCCUGGAGCCAGAAAUGAUCAAUGACUCAGCCCUGUCUGAGCUGGACUCUUCAUCUAGCUGGAGAAGAGAAAGUAUGUCAGGGGCUGAGCUGAGCUCUCACGAUGAAACCAACACUGCUGAGAUGAUUGACCUGAUGUUUGAGGAGGUGCUGGAAGCUGCUGCCCAGGGAAGGAUGGAAGAGGAGGGUAAAGAGGACACUGAGGAUCACAACAGUGGCAUAGCCACAGUGAAGCGCAGAAAGGAGAAAACGGACACAGAGUUGGACAAGGAGAAAGCUGAGGAGGGUGAAGACCCGGAAAAGACCGGGGAACUGGACUCCAGUGUAGAUGAGCUACUGUCCUUCCCACCCAGCUGCAUCCUCUCCCCUCUCAGCAAGUCUGUGGAAGCUGUGGUCACUCCUAUGAGACUUGCAGCCAAUCAGCUAGCCAACCCUCCAUCCCUACUUCUGACUCCUGAAGAGCUGACCACUCCCCCUGCUGAUAGUGCCCCUCUCUACAGCAUCGAUGCCUACCGCACCCAGAGACAGAGCACCAAGCCAGCCAUUCAGAGUGUAACCCCAGGGGUGUCGAGGCGUGCCGCUGUGAAGUCCCAGCCCUGUGUCAACACCAAGGAAAGGAUCAUGAUUCUGAAUGAGGAUGCUGCCAAGCUGCAGACGGUCAUCAAUCAGACGUUGCAGGCCCUGAGCUGCUGCACUGACGAGGACCACGGCAGGGGUUCCCUGGAGGAGGCAGAGGCUGAUAAACUGCUGCUCGUCUCCUGUGAGAAGCGGGCAGCCCUGCUUGCUGAGGUGGCCAGGCUGAGGGAGAGGGGGCGCUCAGUCUCUGAGGAGCUUGAGGGGGGUGAUGGUGAAGGGGACUCCAGCAUGUCCCAGCAGCCCUGCAGGGGCACCGUCAGCAUCAGCCGUGUCCAGCUCCCUCUCAAGGUGGAGUUUGUCUGCUCUGCCCGCACACAAACAGGUCGGCCCACUCACUAUUUCUUUGUCCUGAUUCGCUAUGGACCUUGCAACAUCAUUGCGACCCCAUUGGCCACGGCAGCGGACGCCCAGAAUGGAGACACCAUCUCCUUCCCCACCUCCAUCACCCUGCAGGACAUUCGCUCCAACUUUGAGAUUGAUGUGGAGGUCUACAGCCUGUCCCACACCUCAGGGAACACCUGCAAUGUCGAUCUCCGCAGCUCCACCAGGUCAAGGGUCACCCCAAGGAAGCUUCUAAGCACCGUCAAGAGAUCCAACCACAGUGUGACAUCUUCUACCAUGCCACCCCUGAACACCCGGCGCACCAGCAACUUCUCUCUGGUUGGUUCUCACAAGAUCUCCUUGGCCUCCCUGGGCCAGAGCAAGUUCCCCCUGGACAAGAUGAAGUUUGAAGGCAAAAUCAGGAGACUCCUGGGAGAUGAGUUUCAGGAAAAGGUGCCCUUCCUAUCUCCACUAGAGGGAAACAUCUACCUGCAACUGGACAGUGAGAGCCACUCUAAUGUCCAGCACCAGGGCUUCCUUACCAUGUUUGAGGUGGUGAAUGGAUUUGGAGCUUGGCAUCGACGCUUCUUUGUCCUGGAGGGAAACCAAAUGUCCUAUUGGAACCACCCCAAUGACAGGGGCAGCAAGGCAGCAGAAGGCAGCAUCUCCCUGUCUAGUUCCUCUAGUCAGAGUGUGAAGCCAGUGAAGAGAGACUCCUGUGCUCGCCCCUAUACUUUUGAACUGGUCAGCAGCAUCCAGACUGCACAACAGGAUGACCAGGGAGCUCUGGCCAAGUGCUGGUUCUCAGCAGAUACAGGGGAGGAUCGAGGGGACUGGAUGGAGAACCUAAACCAGGUUCUCCUGGACCUGCAUACCUGGACUCGCUGUCCCCUGAACCAUGCUAAAGCACAGCCCAACAACCAGGACAGCUGUGGGAACAUUAGGGAGAGCAGUCUGUAACACACUAUUAUAUCAUAUAUAUCUUUAUGAAUUCUUAUGAUUACCAUUGGGAGAUUAUUUUAUAUGUGGUGAUAUUUUGCCUUACCUUGGAUUUGUCACUUCAAUAGCUCUUUAAAAUAGAGCUCCAUCUUGUGUGUUUUUUGGAUUAUAUAUGUACUAUUUACCUGAACUUGAAGAGGAUGAUUUAAAUAAAUCUGUAUCUACAAACACUACUAAAUAAGUAUCAAAGCUAUUGCAGAAGAGCCCUAACACUAAACUGAUGAUUAGUCCCAAUAGUUUAGUUAUAAUUUUCAUAAGACAAACACAAAAAAGCCAGACAUAGCUACUGGACAACAUUAUUUCACUACUACAGCGUUGCUGUAAUACCCUCUAAAGUGUAGAAAUCUGUCUCUCAGAAAUAAUAAGUCUGUACCUGACAAAAAACCUACCUAAUCUAGAAACUCAUGAAUUGAGUGACUCAACUAGAAUUGCGGUCAAGUUGAGUUAUAGUACUGUACUCAAAAAAUGGUGGUAUCUCCUACGAGGAUAAAAAUACUGACCAUUUCACGAGUUAAAUUGUGUUCCUUAAUUCAAAAUAUAUUGGUGUGUUGUGCAUAACAUAACAGGGGCCUGUCAACGAAGAUGGUACCCAAGCAUGUCAAAUGGAGUAUAGAAUGAUAUAAGGCCGGUGGGUGUUGGAGGUGUAGUAUAAUAUUAGUGCCUCAUCUGAUGAUGAUGAUGAUAAAUCCUAGUAGGAGCCUAAAAGGAGAUGAAUGUAUAUGCUGACUGUGGUCAACCAAUUAAUUUUUUUCCUUUUUCAUGUAUUUACUGUCAAUCUGUCGUUCUCUUUCUGUAUGUGGAUGUUAUCCCUAUAAACUACCUAUCAACAUUCUUAUAUGCACUUGAUUGAUAAAGGUACUACCAGUAAAUAAUAAAAAUGGGUCUAAUAGCAUACCCUAUCAGAUGAA
Molecule: messenger RNA, 4777 nt
Organism: Coregonus clupeaformis (lake whitefish)
Lineage: Eukaryota; Metazoa; Chordata; Actinopteri; Salmoniformes; Salmonidae
Product: anillin
Exons: 25
Coding region: 171-3830 (1219 amino acids)
Biological process (GO): actomyosin contractile ring assembly; mitotic cytokinesis; septin ring organization
Cellular component (GO): actomyosin contractile ring
Source: RefSeq, a predicted model, not a curated record